Molecule: messenger RNA, 878 nt
Organism: Cygnus olor (mute swan)
Lineage: Eukaryota; Metazoa; Chordata; Aves; Anseriformes; Anatidae
Gene: TAF13
Product: TATA-box binding protein associated factor 13
Exons: 4
Coding region: 39-413 (124 amino acids)
Biological process (GO): transcription by RNA polymerase II
Cellular component (GO): transcription factor TFIID complex
Molecular function (GO): protein heterodimerization activity
Source: RefSeq, a predicted model, not a curated record
AAGCUGCUUGGGGCGGCGGGGAGCGGCGGGCGGCGGCCAUGGCUGACGAGGAGGAGGACGCGCCGUUCGAGGAGGACGCGGAGGAAGGCGGCGGAGGCCUGGACGGCGGGCAGGGCCGGAGGAAGCGGCUCUUCUCCAAAGAGCUAAGGUGCAUGAUGUACGGGUUCGGGGACGACCAGAACCCCUACACGGAGUCUGUGGACAUCCUCGAGGACCUGGUCAUUGAGUUCAUCACGGAGAUGACACACAAGGCCAUGUCAAUUGGACGGCAGGGGCGUGUACAAGUUGAAGACAUCGUCUUUCUAAUCCGCAAGGACCCCCGCAAGUUUGCCAGGGUUAAAGACCUCCUGACCAUGAACGAAGAACUGAAACGAGCCAGAAAGGCCUUUGAUGAAGCAAACUACGGAUCCUGAUUCUGUGCGCAGCCUGCUCUGAGGCAUGUCUCAGGCACCUGCUGCCUAGCAGGAAGGAAUGUCACGUGUUGUUUGGAGGGGUCACUCGGGAUGGAGCCCAUCCCUGAGGGAUAUUGGCCCUGCUCCUUCUGACAGGUGUUCAGGCAGCUGAAUGUUACCCGACUGGAUGUGGCAUGCUUUUUGUACUAUUCUGUCACUUCAAGAAAUGAGCUGUAAAGAUUCUUUGAAGGGGAAAAUUCUGUUUGAAAUAGGACUGUGAUGAAUCAGACACCUAGAGGGCUAAUGACUUUUUUUUUCCUCUAUUUUGGUUAUCACUAGGUAUUCUGUUUACAGGAAACGUCAAAAAUGGAUUUUGGUUAAAUGGACAUACCAAGUUUUCUAGCCCAAACUCUUAGAAGUUCUGCUGGCUGUUCUGUAUACACUCCUUGAAUAAAAGAGUUUAAGUUUACGUGUGCUCAUUCUUCA